AUGACAGCAAUUAACUUUACAAUUGACCUAGUGUCAAAUGGGUCUACAGACAUCUUUCCAGAAAAUACAUUAUCAAAAUUUCAAAAUCAAAUUGAUCCUGCAUUGGAACUUGAUGGUGAUUGGGAAGUUGCACUAACAGAAAUUUAUUUUCCCAUCAAAUUUGCUAUUGAUAUAUCAGAGAAAAUGCAAGUUAAUUUUAACAUUUUGUAUACAGCAUUCACCUUUUAUCCAAAUAUCGACUUGCGAGUGAUAUACCCUCCUGAACAAAAGUGGAGGAAAUAUGACACUUUGGGUGGUGAUUAUGAGUCAUCUGUUGAUAUUUUUCCAGAUGACUCUGUUAAUGCGAUAAUAGAUAAACUCAACACUUCAAUGAUGGCAAAUUUGAAAAGUAUCGCUCCUACACUUGUUUUCGAUUCCUAUCCUAAAUUUGUUUGCGAAAAUGGGAAAACAAUCUUCUAUCCUGGUCUUCUCACUACAAAAAAAGAUAAAGCUACCGCGCUUAAUGUUCGUUUAAAUGGUCCUGUUGAUGAGAUAAAAGCAAAAUACAAAAAAGAUCAUGACAUUGAUUUAGAAGAGAUUGGAAAGCUGCCAACUGAAGCGGGAGGUGUAAAUAAGGCUUUUAAGCAUUACAAAAACAUAUUUAUUGAUGGAAUGCACACUUAUAGUGCUGCAGAUGGAGAAGAAACUGAGAAAUACAAAGAAAUUGCAUCUACUGUUUUUGUUCCGCAAUUUUCAGACGGGAAAUUAAUGGAAUAUUUAGGCUUCUCUCCAUCAGCGGAUGCUUUAAUCGAUAAUAUUGAUCAUUUCAAACAGGAAGUUGUAGUAACAACACCUCUUUAUCAUAAAAAUAAUGUCAAUCUGAUGUACGUAUAUACUGAUAUCAUACGAGAUCAUGCGGUUGGAGGAACUAAAGCGCCUGUAUUGAGAGCAGUACCACUGACGACUGGUAUUUAUCAAGGAAUCGGUUAUUGUACAUUUGAGCAUCGAAUAUAUUAUCCAGUGCGGAAAAACCAUAUCGAAAAUAUUGCGAUUUUUUGCUUGGAUGAUACUGGAGAGCAGAUUAAAUUUGCAAACAUUGGAAGAGUUUUUGUAAGCUUAGAUUUUCGUAAAAAGAAUUAAUAUAAAGAAAACAAUGUAUUUAAAUGGUGAAUUGAAUAAAAUGAUUCAAAGAAAAACUUACUGUCCUAAAGAUAGUGAUUUCAAUGACUAUUUUGCACAUCAAGUCGGUUCUGGAUUCGGUGACAUUAGAAUAGUCAGAGGUCCUAGGUAUCAAAGAGGGUAUGGCUUCGGUAGCUUCUUCUCUCGCUUAGCUAUGCCUGUUAUAAGGUAUUUAGGCAAAGAAGCUCUGAAUAAAGGAGUCAGUAUCGGUAAGCGUGUAGUUCAAGACCCUCAAAUUCAACAAGCUUUCAAAGAUAGUGUUAAAGAUUUGGCAAAUAAAGGACUAGCUAAAAUUAAGGAAAAGGUUAUAACACAAGAAGGAAGUGGACGAAAAAGAUUAUAUAAAAGGAGGCAAAAGUCUAAACCUCAAAAAUCUUUGCGUAAAGUGAAGAAGCACACUCUGAAAAGAGUGAGCAAAAAGAAAGGAAUCAAAAAGAGGAGAGUAAUAAGAAAACAACGAGAUAUUUUCAAAUAAUGGAGUAUAUACAUGCAUCUUCGUCUCCAGCUACUAUUGCUGAGCUUGAUUUAUUUCAAUUUCCCCCAACACAGACUGUCAUUGAAAGUAUCUAUGACACAGAAUACAGACCGAUAGGAUCGAUUGCGAAAGCUAAUGUAUUUGAAUUCAUAGUGCCAGCUUCGGAACACUACACUGACCUCUCUGCAACGUAUUUGUAUGCAAAAAUGAAGAUUGACGUACCCACAGGAAAAAGUGUUACACCCACAAACAAUUUUGCUGCCUCACUAUUUGAGCAACUUGAUGUUUAUUUUGGGAGUGUAAACGUCACACCUGGAAAUAGUUUAUACCACUAUCAGUCAUACAUUGAUGACAUAUUUUUCAAGUAUAAAUCACCCCUUGAUGAUUGUCAAAUGAUUAAUGAUACGGAUUCUGCAAGAUCUGAUAGAAUCAAAGAUAAAAAAGAGUUUGACAUUAUAAUACCUAUUCACGCUCCAAUGUUUCAACAAGAAAAAUUUUUGAUUGAUAAUGUGCCCAUCUCGUUACGAUUCAAAUGUGCACCGCAGACUUUUGGAUUGAACAGCGCAACAGAAGUAACUCCGCUGAGUGUAGAGUUUACACAGCUUUCUCUUUUCAUAAGGCGAGUUAAAUUGUAUGCUCCAGUACAAAUGGCAAUCACUUCACAAUUGGAAAAGAGUCCGGCAAAGUAUUACUUUCAAAGGAAUGAAGUCAAAUCAUUUCAUCUACCAAAAGACUUUGCUGCAAAUAGCAUUGACAAUGUAUACAAUGGACAGUUACCACGCAAAAUUAUUGUUGGUUUUGUUUCUGAUGAUGCAUUUAAUGCGAAAUUGACAAAAGACUCAUUCAAUUUUGAACAUAAAAAUCUGCAAAGCGCUACGAUUGUCGUAAAUGGAACUAAAAUACCGAGUACACCUUAUCAGCCUGAUUUCAAAAAUAAAUUAUUCAUGAGAGAAUACUUUAAUGUUUUCCGCUCCAUGAAUCAAGAUAAUGGAAUACCUAAAAUCAAUCUAAAAUAUCAAAAUUAUUCUGAUAAAUAUCCACUUCUUGUUUUUGAUUUAACCGAUGAUGGUACUCUCGCAAGUGAUUCAGGUGUAUUAUCUAUGAUCAAGAGAGGCAAUGUUCGUAUGGAUAUUCAAUUUUCUUCUGCUCUUAGUGAAGGGAUGCAUAUGCUGGUGUUUGCUAUAUAUGAUAGCGUUCUACAAAUUGAUGCAGCACGUAAUAUUGUCACGGACUACUGAUGGCUUUAACAACAUUAGAUAUACAAAAUCAACUCGUAAAAUACAAAAAUUUCAAAGGAGUAUACGCAAUUGAUAAACUUCCACUUACUUUGUUUCCAAAACCUUUCGGAAUCGUAAUCAAUCUCGAUCCAAGCUGGAAAUCUGGCUCACAUUGGACAGCAGUAUUUAUACCAAUAUACGGCAGUGGAAUUUAUUUCGAUUCUUAUGGGCAGCAACCUCCUGAAAUGAUAAAAACCUAUUUGGAAAGAAACUGUAAACGUUAUGAUUAUAUCUAUAAUGUAGAUGUAUUUCAAGGAGACUUGUCGAUCAAAUGUGGUUAUUUUUGUAUCUCUUUCUUGAAAAGUUGCUUUACUGGUUCUUACUUACCUUUUUUGAAAUGUGAACAAAAACACAAUGAAAAUAUAAUAAACAAAAUUUAUUAAAAUAAGAUUUAAAAUUAAAUGUAAUUAAAUGAAUAAAUCAAAGAAUGAAAUUACAAAACGUUGGAAAUAGUAUCUGCAAUAUCAUCAAUUUCCAUUUCAUCCCAUGCUUUAAAAACAUCUUCCCAUGAAUCCCCCUCUAUCACCGGUAUAGGUUUAUUGCACAGGUCCAUUUUUUUCAAAGCAGGAUCCUCAAAUUUUAUUGCCUCGGGUUUUCCCUCAUUACACCAUUGCUCCAACUCUUCCAUAUUGAUUUCGGUUUCUGGCUGUUCUGAUUCUUUUUUUGUUUCACCCCAUUUUAUGCUUUUAAUCCAUAAUUCGAUCAGCAUUCUCGUCGUCAAUUCGAAAACGAAUGGCUUUCUAGUUGCCACCAGAGGGAUUCGGCUUCUCUUUGCCUUUUUUUGAUUGAUUUUCAUCAUUCGCUGUUUCAUGUUAUACUUUGCCAUCUGUAAAAGAAAGAAAAGAGAAACAUUAAUAAAAUGCAAAAAA
Molecule: messenger RNA, 3779 nt
Organism: Tetranychus urticae (two-spotted spider mite)
Lineage: Eukaryota; Metazoa; Arthropoda; Arachnida; Trombidiformes; Tetranychidae
Source: RefSeq, a predicted model, not a curated record